Molecule: messenger RNA, 4987 nt
Organism: Vigna radiata var. radiata (mung bean)
Lineage: Eukaryota; Viridiplantae; Streptophyta; Magnoliopsida; Fabales; Fabaceae
Product: probable methyltransferase PMT28
Exons: 16
Coding region: 424-4557 (1377 amino acids)
Biological process (GO): wybutosine biosynthetic process
Molecular function (GO): FMN binding; methyltransferase activity; 4 iron, 4 sulfur cluster binding
Source: RefSeq, a predicted model, not a curated record
UGAUUAAGCGCUGACUACGUAUAAUCUACUCUGUCUCUGCAUCAAACCUCAUACGGAUCGAAGUUCCGAGGAACAUGUCUUCUGCCUAACCAUGAUGCCUCAACCACUGACGCAACUUCGAACCCCUUUUGUGUCUUUAACUUCUCGUUUUCUAUAAUAACCAUUCCCACGCUUCUGCUUUGUCAAAGUUUUUACUUUCCCAUUCGACACUCUGAAACAGACAUCAUUUCUUCCACCUAAACCUCUUUGUCUCAGUUCUCAGAUUUGAGCAAUUGUUGUCGAUUUCCGCUGUUUCACUCUUUACAUUUUCAUUUGUUGGACCGAUAGACUUAGAUCAGAUUCGUUUUAGAAGCAGGGUGGUGGUAGUUCGAAGAGCUUAAAUCGAUCAUUGAAUUGCAAAAAAUUCGUUUUUUGGAUUGAAGUAUGGCCAUAGCUCGGUUGGUUCGGCAAGCGAAACGCCCUCAUGGAUUGUGGGUGAAGAUGGCAGCUGUGACUGUAAUGGGUCUCUGUUUCAUCUUUGUGUGGGGAGUAUUUUCUUCUUCUUCUUCCUCUGUCACUUCCCAAAGGGAGAGUUUUGAGGACAUUGCGGAACCCGUGUCUUCUUCUUCUUCUCACAAGCCGCAAAAGUUGAGAGAUGAAUCUAAAAAGGGUGGUGAGAGUGAGAAAAAGAGUAAGAGUAACGGUAAUGGGUCUUCUCACUCUUCUGCCACGCGUCCUCACUCUGAACAACACAAGGGAAAGGACAACAAGAAAGAGAAGAAACACGUGCAGCAUAAGGAGGACAAGGAGAAAGGGAAUCAUCAAGGGUCAGAGGAGCCUCAACCCCAACAUGGCCAGGAAGAGAAAGAGAAAGAGAACGUGAAAGAGGAGGUGGAGGGUGAAGAAGAGAAAGUGGAUCAUGAGAGUGAUGUGGAUGUGGAUGUGGAUGCUGAUGGUGGCAGUGAUUUGUCUGAAUCCGUGGAUAAGGAUGAUUCCAAGGUGGUGGAAGAUGCGGAGGAGUUGAGAAAAAAAAGCAAGGUAAAAGUGAAAGGACCCUUGUUUGAUCCAAAUGCUAGCUAUAGCUGGAAAUUGUGUAGUUCUAGAAGCAAGCAUAAUUACAUUCCCUGCAUUGAUAUUGAAGUUGGUGGUGGUAAAGUAACAAGCUACCGGCAUACAGAGAGGAGUUGUCCUAGGACACCUCUUAUGUGUCUGGUUCCUCUUCCUCAUGAAGGGUAUGGAUCUCCACUGCCUUGGCCUGAGAGCAAAUUGAAGAUAUUGUAUAAGAAUGUUGCACACCCGAAACUAGCUGCUUACAUAAAGAGACAUAAUUGGUUGAUGGAGUCUGAAGAGUAUCUUACAUUUCCCCAAAACCAAUCCGAGUUCAAGGGAGGGAUUCAUCACUACCUUGAGUCCAUUGAAGAGAUGGUACCAGACAUUGAAUGGGGUAAAAACAUUCGUGUUGUCCUGGACAUUGGAUGUACAGAUUCGAGCUUUGCAGCUGCUCUUCUUGAUAAGGAUGUUUUAACAUUAUCACUAGGAUUGAAGAAUGAUCUAGUGGACUUGGCUCAGGUGGCGCUUGAACGGGGUUUUCCAGCAGUGAUUAGUCCUUUCAAUAGAAGGAGACUUCCUUUUCCAAGUCAAGUUUUUGAUGCUAUACAUUGUGCAGGUUGCAGCAUACCUUGGCAUUCCAAUGGUGGAAAACUUCUAUUGGAGAUGAAUAGGAUUUUAAGACCCGGUGGAUACUUUAUUAUGUCAACCAAACAUGACAGCAUUGAAGAAGAAGAAGCCAUGACAACAUUGACUGCAUCUAUUUGUUGGAAUGUUCUGGCUCACAAAAGUGAUGAUGUUGGAGAAGUUGGAGUUAAAAUAUAUCAGAAGCCUGAAGGAAACGACAUAUACGAACUGAGGAGGAAGAAAAUUCCACCACUUUGCAAAGAAAAUGAAAAUCCUGAUGCAGUUUGGUAUGUUCCCAUGAAGACAUGUUUGCACCCUAUUCCAUCUGGAAUUGAACAACAUGGGGCAGAAUGGCCUGAGGAAUGGCCCAAGAGGCUUGAAACCUAUCCUGAUUGGGUGAACAACAAAGAGAAAGUGGUUGCAGACACCAAUCACUGGAAUGCUGUUGUUAAUAAGUCAUAUAUCAGUGGAUUAGGCAUUAACUGGACAAGUAUUCGGAAUGUAAUGGACAUGAAAUCCAUCUAUGGAGGAUUGGCUGUAGCUCUCUCUCAACAAAAGGUCUGGGUGAUGAAUGUAGUGCCUGUCCAUGCACCUGAUACACUUCCCAUCAUUUUUGAACGUGGGCUUGUUGGUAUGUACCAUGAUUGGUGUGAGUCAUUUGGCACUUAUCCAAGAACAUAUGACCUUCUGCAUGCUGAUCAUUUGUUCUCACGGCUCAAAAACAGGUGCAAGCAGCCUGUGUCCAUUGUUGUUGAGAUGGACCGUAUAACAAGGCCAGGAGGUUGGACAAUCAUACGUGACAAAGUUGAAAUUCUAAAUCCAUUGGAAGAAAUAUUGAAAAGCAUGCAGUGGGAGAUUAGGAUGACUUUUGCUCAGGAUAAGGAGGGUAUCUUGUGUGCACAGAAAACUUUCUGGAGGCCUAUUCCAUUACUACACAUUUUCUCUCACAAAUCUUCAUUUUCUACUGCAACAAUGUCGAUAUCAAAUUCGCUAUCCUCAGUUCCCGCGCGUCUCACACUUCUCGCUCUCUUCUCCGCCACCACCUUUUACUGUCUCUACAAAUCUCGUCGUUUAAGAUACCUCAAACUAUCCUUAAACCCUAACCCUAAACCUAAACCUAAGAUCAUAUUCCUCUCAGAAACCGGAACCAGCAAAACCCUCGCUCUACGCCUCCACCGUCUCCUCGCCUCUAACGGCGUCGCAUUCGACGUCGUCGAUUCGCGGCACUACGAGCCCGAGGAUCUUCCCAAGGAGACGCUUCUCAUNCUCGUUGCCUCCACGUGGCAGGACGGCGCACCGCCGGAUGCCUCCCGCUUCUUCGCCACGUGGCUCGCCGAAGCCUCCGCGGAUUUUCGCGCCGGCUCCCUUCUCCUCUCGAGCUGCCGUGUGGCCGUCUUUGGCGUCGGGAGCCGAGCCUACGGCGAAUCCUUCAACGCCGUCGCGAAGGGCCUCGCGACGCACCUGAGGGCGCUAGGNGCCAAGGAGGUGGUUCCGCUUUGCGAGGGGGAUGUUGACGGUGGUGACCUGGACAAGGUUUUCGAUCGGUGGUGUGAGAAGGUUCUGGCCGUUUUGAAAGGAGGUGGUGUUNCGGAAUGCGAUGAUGGUGAUGGUGGUGGUGCUCUGGAUUAUGGCGUCUAUUCGAGUUCCGAAGAGGAGUCUGAUGUGGAGAGUGAGAUUGUUGAUCUUGAGGACAUUGCUGGUAAAGCUCCUUCACGGCGGAAGACAUUGGCUAGUGGGGAAGAGAGUAAUGGGAAAUUGAGUGGCAGAAAGGAAAUGGUGACUCCGGUGAUUCGAGCAAAUUUAGUGAAGCAGGGGUAUAAAAUCAUUGGGUCGCAUAGCGGUGUCAAGAUUUGUAGAUGGACAAAGGCGCAGCUUCGUGGUCGAGGUGGUUGCUAUAAGCACUCGUUUUAUGGAAUCGAGAGUCACAGAUGCAUGGAGGCAACCCCUAGCUUGGCAUGUGCAAAUAAAUGUGUUUUCUGCUGGAGGCAUCACACAAAUCCAGUAGGGAAAAGUUGGCAAUGGGAGAUGGAUGAUCCGGUAGAGAUAGUAAAUUCUGCAGUAGACCUCCACACAAAUAUGGUUAAACAAAUGAAAGGAGUUCCUGGAGUCACCUUGGAGCGAUUAAAUGAAGGUCUCUCACCUCGUCAUUGUGCAUUAUCUCUUGUUGGUGAACCUAUAAUGUAUCCAGAGAUAAAUGCACUUGUGGAUGAGCUGCACAAAAGGAGGAUUUCCACUUUUCUAGUUACAAAUGCACAAUUUCCUGAGAAAAUUAAAUCGCUGAAACCUAUUACCCAGUUAUAUGUCAGUGUAGAUGCUGCAACAAAGGACUCUUUGAAGGCAAUUGAUAGACCACUAUUUGGCGAUUUCUGGGAGAGAUUCAUUGAUUCCUUGACUGCUUUAAGGGAAAAACAUCAGCGAACUGUAUACCGCCUGACCCUGGUGAAAGGUUGGAAUACUGAAGAUGUUGAUGCUUAUUCUAAGCUCUUUAGUAUAGGAGAUCCUGACUUUGUUGAAAUCAAGGGAGUUACGUAUUGUGGCACGUCCACUACAUCAAAAAUCACAAUGGAAAAUGUCCCUUGGCAUGCUGAUGUGAAAGCUUUUUCAGAGGCCCUAGCUUUGAAAAGUCAAGGAGAGUACGAAGUUGCAUGUGAGCAUGCUCACUCGUGCUGUGUCCUCUUAGCAAAAACCAACAAGUUCAAAAUCGAUGGCCGGUGGUAUACAUGGAUAGACUAUGAAAAAUUUCAUGAUCUGGUGGCAUCUGGAAAAACUUUUGACAGCAGAGAUUACAUGACUGCCACACCAUCCUGGGCCAUCUAUGGAUCCAAGGAAGGUGGAUUUGAUCCAGGGCAAUUGAGAUAUAAGAAAGAGAGACAUCACAAGUCGAGCCACAAUCAAUCAGGUUAGACAUUUAAGUGCUUUUGGCCACUGACAUUCAUUUUCCCGUUGAUCUUUCUUCUUCAGUGUAUAACCUAUUAGGUUAUACAACAUACUUCAAUAGGAUAGUUUUGUAAUACAUGGCUUCAUACAUAGGCUAGUACCAUUUCAGUGUAUUUAAGCCGUUAAGCUCCCAAGUUUUCCCAAUUGCAAGUUGAAAGGAUAUUAUAUUUUUCGUAAUUACCUCAAAUUUUGGAUGUCAAUGUUGUAGUUGCAGAAGCAACUUGUUUUUGAGAUUGAGAUCUGUAAAAUAUGUUUGAAGUUUUGCUGUACAAAGCAUUGCUUAGUGUUGCUCUGUUGCAAUAUUUUGGCAAACUCUUUUAGUUAUAUAGCCAUAUCAGGAGAGGAAGAUUAUAGGUGGAAAUAUUAUAAUGCAAUGCAAACAUGUAGACUGUGCAAA